This is a messenger RNA of Phyllostomus discolor (pale spear-nosed bat), 1223 nucleotides long. RefSeq names its product alkB homolog 6 (gene ALKBH6). The record is from RefSeq and is a predicted model, not a curated record. NCBI's taxonomy places the organism in Eukaryota, Metazoa, Chordata, Mammalia, Chiroptera, Phyllostomidae. The transcript has 6 exons. Bases 113 to 997 code for a protein of 294 amino acids.
CCAUUGGUCUGAGGGCUACUACGUCAGAAACGUGGAUGCGGAAGCGGCUGGGGAAGGAAUAGAAGGGUUGAGUUUGGAUAUAGGAGGGAACAUUGGUGGACGGACUAGGUGCAUGGAGUUGGUGUCGAUGGAGGAUCAGGACUCCAGGGUCCCAGCCCUGGAACCAUUCAGGGUGGAGCAGGCACCACCUGUAAUCUACUAUGUCCCCGACUUCAUCUCCAAGGAAGAGGAAGAAUAUUUGCUUCGACAGGUCUUCAAUGCCCCAAAGCCAAAGUGGACGCAGCUGUCAGGGAGGAAGUUACAGAACUGGGGUGGGCUCCCCCAUCCCCGGGGGAUGGUUCCUGAGCGGCUUCCUCUAUGGCUCCAGCGCUACGUGGACAAAGUAUCUGACCUCAGUCUUUUUGGGGGUCUCCCAGCCAACCACGUCCUUGUGAACCAGUAUCUGCCUGGGGAGGGCAUCAUGGUAACUACACACUCUCACCCCAACCCCCAGACCUCUAAUCCAGGGUAUCUUGUUGACCCACCUCUACUCUCAUUAAGCAGCCACAUGCCUGAACUACCCCAACCAGGCAUUCACCUCCCUGUCCCCAGCUGGGGAGCCCCCCUUAAGCCUCAGAGGGUGGGAGGUGCAGACCCCUGCCCUGUCCAGCCCUGGUGCCCACUCCCCAGCCCCACGAGGAUGGGCCGCUGUACUACCCGACCGUCAGCACCAUCAGCCUGGGCUCCCACACCAUGCUGGACCUCUACAAGCCGCGGCAGCCAGAGGAUGAUGACCAUACAGAACAGCCCCGGCCCCCUCCCCGGCGAGUCACCUCGUUGCUGCUGGAACCCCGCAGUCUGCUGGUGCUCCGAGGCACCGCCUAUACGCGCCUCCUCCACGGCAUCGCAGCCGCCCAGGUUGAUCAGCUCGAUACAGCCUCCCUGCCACUCAACGCCGCUGCCUGCCAGUCAGCACAGCCUGGAGCCUGCUUGGUCCGGGGCACCCGCAUCUCGCUGACCAUCCGCCGGGUGCCCCGCGUGCUGCGCGCCGGCCUCCUGCUCAGCAAGUGACACCUGGCCCCAGGAUCCUCUAGGCUUCCCGGGCUAUCCACUCUGGACAGCUACGACCCUGCAACGUUGAAACCCUGGGGCAGAGGAGGCUCCCCUGAGUUAUUUAUUUUCCCAAUAACUUCGUGGGAACCAAAGAGAAAAGUCUCAUUUCAAAUAAACCAACAAAAAUCUUU